AUGCCCCGCGCUGCCUCUGAGAAGACCUCCAAGAAGGCCAAGGCCUCACCCUCUGCUGCCACUGGUUCGAAGAAGAAGUCUUCACCCUAUAACAUCUACAUGAAGGCCGAGCUGGCUAAACUGAAAGAGAAGAACCCCGAGCUGUCCCAUAAGGAGCGCUUCAAGUUGGCUGCCACUUCCUGGGCCGAGUCCCCUGAGAAUCCCAAGAACCAGAAAUAG
Messenger RNA from Rhizoctonia solani, 219 nucleotides. Its product is annotated as YABBY domain-containing protein. The transcript has 3 exons. Lineage: Eukaryota; Fungi; Basidiomycota; Agaricomycetes; Cantharellales; Ceratobasidiaceae. The record is from RefSeq and is a predicted model, not a curated record. Gene Ontology annotation, biological process: multicellular organism development. Bases 1 to 219 code for a protein of 72 amino acids.